Epithele typhae is the source of this 1083-nucleotide messenger RNA. RefSeq lists its product as uncharacterized. The record is from RefSeq and is a predicted model, not a curated record. The transcript has 6 exons. The coding region runs from base 1 to 1083 and encodes 360 amino acids. Lineage: Eukaryota; Fungi; Basidiomycota; Agaricomycetes; Polyporales; Epitheliaceae.
AUGCCUAACGUGCGCGACCCACAGUCAAUUGGACCUAUAAUCUCGUACUUCAAACCGCUCAAUGAGCUCAUCCGAGUCUUCAAGUUGACCCGUAAAGGUCUCGAGUACGAGUUCGUGGUUAUUUCCCUCUGCGAUGGUCAGUGCUGGAAGGUCUUCCUUGGCCUUUUGGAGAGCGAAUUGGAUCACGAUCUUGCGGGCCACUGGUGGCAUGGGCACUGGUUUGAACGGGACACUAAGGGUCUCACAGGAGACAAUCCCACCAGUCUUGCCGUUCAACCGCUGCAAGCGUACAUUCUCCUUCUGACAGAGGCGUUCCUCAAAGGCAACAUAGACAUCGAAGGAUGGGCGCCUAGUGGGCGGGAGAACGAUUGGUUAUCGGAUCUACAAGGAGUGUUCACGCCCGUAUCCGUAUCGUCGAACUGGACGGAGAAGCCGCUGCUGCUCAAGCUGCUCGAGUAUUUCGAACGGGCAGCUGCAGGCACAGCGUCUGAACCAUCCUUUUUCCUGUCACAGAUUGCGCUGCGGGCUGAGCCGCAUGGGUGCGCGCUCUACCCACAAUCGGGUGGCUUCGGUGGCGCUCAUGCGGACUCCAGCGAGGCGCCUAGAUCCGUGGUAAGGUCGGGGAAGAAGCUAGCAGUUCGGCGGCCUGUAGACUCAGAUGGAGACUCGUCUCCAUCCCCGACACCCAAGAAGCUGAAAGGGUACUCUAGCCCUCGCAAGCCGAAACGUGCACUCAAGGAAAUGUCUCAGUCAACGAUGGGCGAUGACUCUAUUCCAUCGAGUGAACCGGACUUGAUCCAGUACCCGAACUCGGACCAUCUGGAUAAGACCAUUGGUUACCGCGGUCCGUCCCCUUCUUCGGAUCCCGUCUGGCCGGAAGACCCUCCGUCAACAUCUCCUGUCAAGCCCACCGUCAAAGCCCCAGUCUUCUCUUCGAAGACUAAUGUCAAACCCGCUACCUCCUCUGGUGCGAGGAACGCCAAGGAUUCAGCACCAACGGGGCCUAUCAAGAUGGUCGACCCUUUGGCUCACAAGAAGAAGCGUGGCACGCCAGGAGUAGUCGAGUUCUCGGACAAGGUUUAG